Molecule: messenger RNA, 4340 nt
Organism: Urocitellus parryii (Arctic ground squirrel)
Lineage: Eukaryota; Metazoa; Chordata; Mammalia; Rodentia; Sciuridae
Gene: Fbxw11
Product: F-box and WD repeat domain containing 11
Molecular function (GO): protein dimerization activity
Source: RefSeq, a predicted model, not a curated record
GGGAGAGGCCCGGGSCGGGCUACGCCCCCUCAGCGCCCCGCGCCCGCGCCCGCGGCGCCUGCUGGGAGCCGUAGUCUUCGCUCUGCGUGCUGCGUCCGCCGAGGGGAGGGCGGAGCUGCCGGCGGCCCGGGCGGGCUGGCAGCUAGAGUGGGUGCGAUCGCCGCCUCCGCCGCCGCCUCCUCCGCCCGGGCCGUUCGCUGCUGCGCGGGGAGAGCGAGGCGGGGCCGCCGGGGCCGCCAUGGAGCCCGACUCGGUGAUUGAGGACAAGACCAUCGAGCUCAUGUGUUCUGUGCCAAGGUCUUUGUGGCUAGGCUGCGCCAACCUGGUAGAGAGCAUGUGCGCACUGAGUUGCCUGCAGAGCAUGCCCAGUGUCAGAUGUCUCCAGAACACUUCAGUUAUGGAAGAUCAAAAUGAAGAUGAGUCCCCAAAGAAAAAUACUCUUUGGCAGAUAAGUAAUGGAACAUCAUCUGUGAUUGUCUCCAGAAAGAGGCCAUCGGAAGGAAACUAUCAAAAGGAAAAGGACUUGUGUAUUAAGUAUUUUGACCAGUGGUCUGAGUCGGAUCAAGUGGAGUUCGUGGAGCAUCUGAUUUCACGAAUGUGUCACUAUCAGCAUGGACAUAUUAACUCCUACCUGAAGCCCAUGUUGCAGCGGGACUUCAUUACUGCGUUGCCAGAGCAAGGCUUAGAUCACAUAGCAGAAAACAUUCUUUCCUACCUGGAUGCCAGGUCUCUGUGUGCAGCAGAGCUGGUCUGUAAAGAAUGGCAGCGAGUGAUCUCAGAAGGAAUGCUCUGGAAGAAGCUGAUUGAGCGAAUGGUACGCACGGACCCUCUGUGGAAGGGACUUUCAGAAAGAAGAGGGUGGGAUCAGUACCUGUUUAAAAACAGACCCACAGAUGGCCCUCCCAAUUCAUUCUACAGAUCAUUAUACCCAAAGAUUAUCCAGGAUAUAGAGACUAUAGAAUCCAACUGGCGGUGUGGACGACACAACUUGCAGAGGAUUCAGUGCCGCUCUGAAAACAGUAAAGGUGUCUACUGUUUACAGUAUGAUGAUGAGAAAAUCAUCAGUGGCCUACGAGAUAAUUCUAUUAAGAUUUGGGAUAAAACCAGCCUGGAAUGUUUGAAAGUGUUAACAGGACACACAGGCUCUGUCCUCUGUCUCCAGUAUGACGAGCGUGUCAUUGUAACUGGCUCUUCGGAUUCCACAGUGAGAGUCUGGGACGUGAACACAGGGGAAGUUCUUAACACAUUGAUCCAUCACAAUGAAGCCGUACUGCACUUACGCUUCAGCAAUGGACUGAUGGUGACGUGUUCCAAGGACCGCUCUAUUGCUGUGUGGGACAUGGCUUCUGCCACCGAUAUCACUUUACGCCGUGUCUUGGUUGGCCACCGUGCUGCAGUCAAUGUGGUAGACUUUGAUGAUAAGUACAUCGUGUCUGCCUCCGGUGACAGGACCAUCAAAGUCUGGAGCACGAGCACCUGUGAGUUCGUCCGGACUCUGAAUGGGCACAAGCGAGGCAUCGCCUGUCUGCAGUACAGGGAUCGGCUGGUUGUCAGUGGAUCAUCAGAUAACACCAUUAGGCUGUGGGAUAUCGAAUGUGGCGCCUGUUUGAGAGUCCUGGAGGGACACGAAGAACUGGUGCGAUGUAUUCGGUUCGAUAACAAGAGGAUUGUCAGUGGCGCCUACGAUGGGAAAAUUAAAGUUUGGGACUUGCAAGCUGCUCUUGACCCUCGAGCCCCGGCAAGCACCUUGUGUCUGCGCACAUUGGUGGAACAUUCUGGACGUGUUUUUCGGCUACAGUUUGAUGAGUUUCAAAUCAUCAGUAGCUCCCACGAUGACACUAUUUUGAUUUGGGAUUUCUUAAACGUGCCUCCCAGUGCCCAGAAUGAGACCCGUUCUCCCUCCAGAACCUACACAUACAUCUCCAGAUAACAGUCUGCACCUUUACCCAUUUCAGGGUUUCCUAGUCUUGAACUACUGGCUACAUGGCUACCAGAUGCCUAAGGGAGUUCGUUCACAGUGGCACGAGGCUGGAAGUGGUUCUAGACGCUGGGUAGAUGCAAAGCAGCCUCACUCUCCAAGUCCGACAUUUCCCACCUCCGGUUCCGGCUCUGCUUUGAGAAGGAGUCCUUCACUUCACCAACUUCCAGUAGAACAGAAGCCCAUUCCCUAUCCCCAUCAGUGAAAAAAACCUACUGCUUCAAAUGUAAAUUGUUCAUAUAAGAGGAACAUGCAGUCUGUUUUCCAGAAGUAAAUCGACCGUCAAGAGAAGACUUGGCUCUAAUUUAUAUGCUUUGCACUUUGGUCUGAUAUUAAGAAACAACAUUCUUCAGUGAAGUUUUGGGUGCCAAACACCUACCCAGAAGGUCCAGGGCUUUCCUUUUCAGAAGUUUGCGUUCUCCUUGUGACUGGCCAAGUCAUGAAUUCUGACUUGUAUUARGGACAAUGUUGGACAAUGGAAAAAUCUCUCUGGAUUGUUUUGGUCAUAUGUUUUGGAUUAUACUUCCUUUCUGUACCAGUUUCUUUUAAUUUAAAGAACUGCUAAGCCAGUUAUAUUAUCUCGCCACAGGUAAUAUAGCUCUUUUCUUUGAUUAACUGUUCUGUCCCCAGCAUCUCCUGAUAUCUGGUAGAGUGACGCCUUCRUCCAUGUGCUUGCCUCCUAAUUUAAGAYGCCGUAUCCGCAUGUAGAUAUGAUGUAUAUAACAAUUUCACCUCGAGGUCGCUGGAGCUGGCCCUGCACCRGGACACUAAGCAGGGUGCCCGYUGCAUACGGCUGGCUUGGGAGCCCGAGGCCAGGGUUGUGAGGGUGCCUGGACCUUCCUGCAGUAUUCAUGCGCUGUUCUCAUCCGACACUGUCCUGGUGUGUGUGGGGUGUGUGUUUUUAAAUGGGAACUUGUUUUAAAAUGUAACUUCUAAAGUUGAACACAGAUGUUUUAUUUGUUGUGCAGUAUAUGCAAUAGAGAGGUACCUUACAACUUGUCGUCAUCGUUGUUCUUUUCCUUAUGAGUGCUCCUGAGUCCUCGUGGUCACGUCCCAUAGUGUUCAUUUGGCUUCACUGUCAGCACCGUCCUUCUGUGCGAUAGCAACCCUGAGAAAGAAAGAACAAGAUGCUCCGUGGACUGGGUCUCCUGGCUCCAGAGUUCACGCCACCUGGCCCCGCCAGGGCGUCGAGGGCCUGUGGCACGCUGCAGCCUGCAGAGCAGGCAGGCUGGUCCAGAGGCCCCCCCUUGAGGGCAGGGCACCCCAGAGCGACABGCAGCCUGAGGYCUGUGAGGGCCCUGAGCCCACUGAGAGAACGGCACUGUCACUCUGAGCACAGGGAGUGGACAUUGGCAUCCCGGUACCCUCUUCCCUCCUCGAUAGUAGGUCUUGAUUUGCCCCUUGCCAUUUAUUUCCAAAGAUCAAGGAAUGUCCAUACCACUUGAAAGGACCAAUAAGCCACUUCUGUGAGUGCAGCCUCUUCCCGGGAAGCACACCCUCCUCCCGAGAGAGGGCCCUGGGCUCUGGCCUUGCGUGGAGAACGGUGUGGGAUCAAUGUGUCUGUGAUUCGCUUAUCGGGUUGGAUUUGCUUUUUAGUUUCGCUUUUUCCUUUUUUAUAUUUUUAAUAUAUCCUUCCCACAUUUUACUAAAUUAAUUUGUUUUUGAGAAGUUGAGUCUUAAAGUGUGAAAAAGAACCCUCCCUUCAUGAGGUGGGUGCCGUGAGCUUGGCAGUGAGGGCAGGUUCACCCUGGGCCCCUCUCGCCUCCCAGCCGUGKGGUCUGACUGGCUGGGGAAGCCCGGGAGGGGGAGGCACAUUUUCUGAAUGAAUGGAUWUUUUUUUGUUUUUGUUUUUGCAUGUUUAAUAUAGAAGUUCCUCUCAUUCCUUGGGAAAUCAUGGCCUUUGAAUAUGCACACAACCUUUGAACUGUGCCUACUAAAUUAUAGCAGGGGACUUUGGCACCCAAGGAGUCCUGGCUCUGGGGUUACUGCAGUAACCCCAGCUGUACUCUGGACUUUAUUUUGCUAACAUAAUUGAGCAACUGUAAAUUACUGCUAUAUUAAUGUUUUAAARCACUGGGAUAGUCUAAUUCUAACUUGUAAUUAAUUAUGUUUGCCAAUUAUCUGUUGGAAAUAAAUUUGUGUCUGAACAGCUAUUGAAACAAAUUGUACAGAUAUUAUUCAUGACAGCUUUGUACUGUGGAAUGUGCUUAAUAAAAAACAAAGAGUUUGACCUCUGUCCAAUAAAUUGCUAAGUAAUGUCAAUAAAUCGAGUAUGAGUAUUCUGCAGUCCACCUAAUCUGGCUUCAUGCGAUUGUUACUUCAGCUACUAAUUGAAAGCCAAUACAAUAAUAAAGUGUUGCAA